UGUUGUUGUAGUUGUUGUGUGGCUGCGUGUCACAAUUGUUACCCUCUAAUCGCGAGCCGAAACGAUUUUCAAUAGAAAUCGUCAACGGCAACGAAAAUAUAAAGUUAAACUUAGCUGAUAUAAAGUCAACAUAAUAGUAGACAUGGCGGAGGAAGUCAUUGGCACAGUGAAAAAUGCAAUUAAAGGCAUACUGGAGAAUGUUAAUUCGAAUGCAAGUGCUAAUAAAAAUGAAACAAUUACAAACGAAAAGAAGCCAUCGACGCCGGAAGGUAUCGCCGUGGCGUAUGGCAGCCUGGUCAUAAUGGCCAUGCUGCCCAUUAUUUUUGGCUCCAUACGCUCCGUUAAGCUGCACAAACUGAAAAAGUCGACGGGCGAGAAGGCAGACACAAUGACCAAGAAGGAUGCCAUGUACUUUCCACUCAUCGCGUCAGUGGCGCUGUUUGGGCUGUACAUGUUCUUCCAGAUCUUUCAGAAGGUCCACAUCAACUUGUUGCUAACCGGCUACUUCUUUGUGCUGGGAGUUAUUGCGUUGGCCCACCUGCUCAGUCCAGUUAUCAACUCGCUAAUGCCAGCCGCUGUACCAAAAGUACCAUUCCACAUACACUUCACAAAGGGCGAAGGCAAACACAAAGAGGAUAUCAUCAACUACAAGUUCUCCACGCACGACAUCGUCUGCCUAAUCAUCUCUUCGGUCAUUGGGGUCUGGUAUCUACUGAAGAAACACUGGAUAGCCAACAAUAUGUUCGGUCUGGCCUUCGCCAUUAACGGCGUCGAGAUGUUGCAUUUGAAUAACUUUGUCACGGGCGUUAUAUUGUUAAGUGGACUGUUCUUCUACGACAUCUUCUGGGUGUUUGGUACCAAUGUCAUGGUCACAGUUGCCAAGAGCUUUGAGGCGCCUAUCAAGCUAGUUUUCCCACAGGACAUUCUUGAAAAUGGGUUUACUGCCUCGAACUUUGCCAUGCUGGGUCUGGGUGAUAUUGUCAUUCCGGGUAUCUUUAUUGCCCUGCUGCUUCGAUUCGAUGACAGCAAAAAGCGUAAGACGCGCAUCUAUUUCUAUUCCACGUUAGCUGCAUACUUCAUGGGUCUCAUGGCUACGAUCUUUGUGAUGCACGUCUUCAAGCAUGCACAGCCAGCGCUUCUCUAUUUAGUGCCCGCAUGCAUGGGUACCCCUUUGCUGGUGGCCCUGGUUAGAGGCGAGCUGAAGGUGCUCUUUGCCUAUGAAGACCAUCCUGAAGAGAAACCGGAAAAGAAAGAGAAAAAAGAGAAGGAUGAGAGCGGCAGCAGCAGCGGCAGCAGUAAGAAGAAAGAUUCCAAAAAGGCAAAAUAAUUCAUUUAAUGAAUUGCAAGUGCCGUUCUCUCUCCCGCUUCCCCUUUACAAAACCCGCUUACAAGUCUUCUAUUAUUAACUAGUAACAAGUAAUAAGCAAAUCAUAUAUUUUAUAUUUCGUGAUUGAGUUUCUUUAUUUAGCCUCUUAAGCUUUGUAUUUCUAUCAACCGUAAAAAGACGAUCUGACUGUUAAGAACUUAGGAUUAUUCCUUGACAAGGCACAACCACCAUUGCGUUCGAUUAGGCUUAAACGCUUAGAGAUCAUAGUUUGCAAAUCCUUUUAUUUGAACAAAAUCAAAAGUCCAUAAGUCUAUUAAAAUGAACUGUAACAAAAUUAAGUACACAUAAGAACAAUAAAAUAAAUUGAAAUAUUCCAAAUCAGCA
Drosophila hydei is the source of this 1711-nucleotide messenger RNA. Its product is annotated as minor histocompatibility antigen H13. Gene Ontology annotation, biological process: membrane protein proteolysis. Lineage: Eukaryota; Metazoa; Arthropoda; Insecta; Diptera; Drosophilidae. The record is from RefSeq and is a predicted model, not a curated record. The coding region runs from base 143 to 1327 and encodes 394 amino acids. Gene Ontology annotation, cellular component: membrane; lumenal side of endoplasmic reticulum membrane; cytoplasmic side of endoplasmic reticulum membrane. Gene Ontology annotation, molecular function: aspartic endopeptidase activity, intramembrane cleaving. The transcript is spliced from 3 exons.